GUACUGGCUGCCGCGCUUUUAAAUUGCCAACAUGCAUCUUUCUUUAAAAUAUACUAUUAAGUAUUAGGUAAUGGUCACUUUAUAGUUUUAAUUUACUUGCAUAAUUGUGGUCACAACAUUGAAGAAUUUGUAGUAUUUCUUAUCACACAGAAACUACAAUAAGUUUUCUAUAAUUUUUAUGAUGUCAAGAAUUAUGUCAUAACCAGAAUGCAAUUUAAAACAGCCUUUCUUCAAAACCACAGACUGAUUGUCAACUCUUGAAAUACCAAAUUACAUUAUUGCAGCUACCUAACAAAGCUAUGUAUGCAUGAUUGAUCUUCUCAGUAAUCAGUAACAAAAAUGAAGAAAAUGUGAGGUAAAGAAACAGUGUAUGUAUAAAUGGGUCCCUAAAUUCUACUUUAAAAAGUGAUAAUGGUGACAAAUAAGACUUCUGAGUAAUGAACUCCGCUGCCAUAAAAACAGGUCUCUUUAACUCUUUAUGCAUAAAGCACUAAGAGGUGGAAGUGGAGACAAAUAUAAAUGGCCUUUCAAUUGUGUCCUUUUGAUCAUCACUAUGAAUCUUUUAAGUUGUUUUUUAUCAUCCUAAAUAAAAAAAGCACAUAGAAACAACUUCACAUUUUCUUUUUAAAUAUCUAACAAUUGCUCAUAUAUUCUCUCAUGAUAUUGCUCUCUUGAGUGAUUGAGACCUUAGGGACUUAGUUAGGGUAUUCAUCUUUACAAUGAACUCCAGCGCCUCUGUCUCUAAAUGCUUCGUUCAUCAGCUCGAGAAUAUAGACGAGAACGUUCCUGCAUCAUCUUGCGCACAGCCUGAAACCCCUACAGAAUCUAUGGAGUUCCUUGCUAGAUCUUGGAGUCUUUUUGCCACGGAACUCUCCAAAGCACUGCAUAGCACCAAUACUACGAUGUCCACCGCCAUUGAGAUGCAACUCUUAUGUUCUUCUGACCAGUUUUAUACCACUGCCUCUAAGGAUUCUGAUUUAUUUUUACUUCAUCAAGCAAUUUCUCUAGAAUUCCUGUCCAGUCAAAACUUGCUGAGAAAUGGGCUUUACAGGAGCCUGAUAAGAGGAAGGACAACAGGUAGGCGGUUGAAAGAUCAGAAGGAGAGGAAAAAGCAGGAAAUUAGGACUCAUAAUGCUCAAUUGCACGCUGCAGUAUCAGUAGUUGGUGUUGCUGCCGCUGUUGCAGCUGCUGCGGCUUCAAUAGCAUCAUCCGGAAAGCCUAAUGCCUACCAAAAGAACCCUAUCAUGGCUUCUGCUGCAAUUGCAUCUGCAGCAGCUCUAGUAGCCUCUCACUGCAUUGAGAUUGCAGAAGAUAUGGGAGCUGAACAGGAUCAAAUCAUAACAGCAGUUGACUCUGCUAUUAAUGCAAAAACUAAUGGAGAUAUUAUGACUCUAACAGCUGGAGCAGCCACAGCACUGCGAGGAGCUGCUACUUUAAAGGCGCGGCUGCAGAAGGGGUUUGGAGCUACUACAAUUCCUCCAAUUGAGGAGAAGUGCGGUGAAGCCAAAGAAACAAACAUAUUGACAGCAUUGGACUACGUCUUUAGAGGUGGAGCACUUCUCAAACGUACAAGAAAAGGAGUUCUUCACUGGAAGCAAGUCUCUUUCAAUGUUAAUUCAAAUUUGCAGGUAGUAGCCAAAAUGAAAAGCAAGCAUAUUGGAGGAACAUUUACGAAAAAGAAGAAAUAUAUAGUCACUGGAGUGUGCAGCGAUAUCCCUGCUUGGCCGGGAAGGGAGAAGGAAGACAUUGGCGAAAAGAGAGCAUACUUUGGAAUAAAAACAGAAGACAGAUCAAUAGAAUUUGAAUGUGGAAGUAAAGGAGACAAACUGAGCUGGUUAGAGGGAAUCCAGUACAUGUUGAAUUGCAGUGCCAAAGUAACAUACUAAAAAAUACUCCAUCUGGACUUAAAUAUAAGCCAAAUAGUAUACGUAUCUGGUCCACAUUUAGACCAAAUACAUGUACUCUAUUGCUUAUAUUUAAUCUCGGAGUAAUAAGGAUGUCAUUGGGAUUGCUGUAAAUAUAGUUUUUUCUUUUCGCCCCCCCCCCCCCUACCCUAUAUAGUGAUUGGAGUGGUUAUCCAUAGAUAUGUUGAUUGGACAGCACGGCUAUAAAAGUCCGCUUAAAAAAUAUGUUG
Molecule: messenger RNA, 2134 nt
Organism: Trifolium pratense (red clover)
Lineage: Eukaryota; Viridiplantae; Streptophyta; Magnoliopsida; Fabales; Fabaceae
Product: VAN3-binding protein
Exons: 9
Coding region: 720-1886 (388 amino acids)
Source: RefSeq, a predicted model, not a curated record